Molecule: messenger RNA, 985 nt
Organism: Daucus carota subsp. sativus
Lineage: Eukaryota; Viridiplantae; Streptophyta; Magnoliopsida; Apiales; Apiaceae
Product: UPF0235 protein At5g63440
Exons: 7
Coding region: 69-767 (232 amino acids)
Source: RefSeq, a predicted model, not a curated record
AGCAUAAAAGGGCAGAAAGAGAGAGACGGAGCCGGAUUGUUGUGCGCUGUGGCCUGUGUGUGAGAGAGAUGCCGAAGAGAACAACCCACACGUAUUCGAGCGAGGAUGCUUUGCCCGACGGUCCAGACUCCGAUCUCUUUGUUUAUUACUGCAAACACUGCGGCUCUCAUGUUCUCAUCACCGAUACUCAAUUGCAGAAAAUGCCCAAGAGGAAGACUGACAGGGCCUAUGUUCUGGAUAAGAAGAAGCAUCUUACGAGGCUUAAUAUUAACGAGGCUGGCAAAGUUCUAUUAAAACGUGGCGAAGGAAAAUUGGAAAAGCAGUUCCGUAUGAAUUGUACUGGCUGUGGGCUGUUUGUAUGCUAUUGCCCUGAGGAAGAUCUAGAAUCUGCCUCUUUCAUGUAUGUUGUUGAUGGUGCACUAAGUUCGGUUGCUGCUGAAACCAACCCCCAAGAUGCCCCUGUUCCACCAUGCAUAUCGCAGUUAGAAGGUGGACUAGUUCAAGUGGCUAUUGAAGUGGAAGACCGAGCACAACGGUCUGCAGUCACAAGAGUAAAUGCUGAUGAUGUUCGCGUAACUAUAGCAGCGCCUGCAGCUCGUGGUGAAGCUAAUAACGAACUUCUAGAAUUCAUGGGAAAGGUGUUGGGUUUGAGACUAAGCCAGAUGACCCUUCAAAGAGGGUGGAAUAGCAAAUCAAAGCUCCUUGUGGUGGAAGAUAUGACUGCUAGACAGGUAUAUGAGAAACUUUUGGAAUCCGUUCAGCCUUGAAUAUGUGAAACUUCAGGAAGCUGUUUGUAUUACCCUUGUAACUUUUGGAAUCCGUUUAACCUUGAAACUGCUGGAUUAAUUGAUACCAAGUUUGUAUUAUCCUUGUAUCAUGUUUUCUCGCGAUUGCUGUUUUUGACAAUCCUUGAUUACAUGUUUUACUAUAAAUCAACUGUAGAAAUCCUAAUCAAUUGAGUUAUGGAUUAUGCCAUUUUGUUCAA